Oryza sativa Japonica Group (Japanese rice) is the source of this 2369-nucleotide messenger RNA. RefSeq names its product putative methylesterase 14, chloroplastic. Gene Ontology annotation, molecular function: methyl indole-3-acetate esterase activity; methyl jasmonate esterase activity; methyl salicylate esterase activity. The record is from RefSeq and is a predicted model, not a curated record. Gene Ontology annotation, biological process: salicylic acid metabolic process; jasmonic acid metabolic process. Lineage: Eukaryota; Viridiplantae; Streptophyta; Magnoliopsida; Poales; Poaceae.
GGUGGUCAACAGGGCAGACCAAACCAGACAAACAAGAGAAAGAGAAACUCUGAAUUCUGAAACUGAAGAGAGAAAAAGAAAAAAGAGGUGUACUACAAGACUACAAGUCUACACAACACACACCAGCAAAAGAGACAGCAUUUCCCAAGAAACCGCCCUAAAGCUUUUCCAAAGAUUUCUCAUUUGUUUUUCUUUUCCUCCUGCGAAUUUUUCUGCUCCAGAUGAGCAAGAGAAGUUAAUGGUUUUGGCGAGAUUUGCGUGGGAAAUGACUAGGAGUAGGUGUUAGGACCACUCAUAAAUUCUGCCUGUUCUUUUUCAGAUCUGCGCUCCGUGCUUUUGCUUCGCCAAACGAAAAGAAAAUUCUGUCCACCCAGGACACUGUCUUCUCUCUCUCUCUCUCUCUCUCUCUCUGCUUCGAGUUCGUCGAUUCGGUUCAAAUCACUCGUCUCGUAGUCAUAGAUAGAUGGCUCGUCUCCUCAAUCCAAUCUUGCCGCUCUCCGGGCUCACAGUUUCUUGAUUUCCCCAUUCUUUUUUCGUUUCCAAAGUUUUUUUCUUCUUUUUUGUUGUUCUUUGUGUUGAUUUCUUCCUCUGCGAGUCCACUCCCAGUCCAGGGUCAGAAGCUUGCUGUUGAAUUCCACACUGUUGAAGCACAACUCGAGUUUUUCUCAUCAAAUUUCAUCUUUUCUUCUGUUCUUUUCCCUCUCUCUCUUUUUGUUUUGGCUUAAAUCUUACUAGAGUUCAUCACAGCUUCCCACACUCGUUUUCCCGUCUCGAUUUCAUCAGCUGAGGUCGGCACUUGCUCAUCUUUGCCGAUUUGUUUCUUCUCGAGAGCCUACAAAAAUUCUCCCUCUCUUGAUUUCCACAAGCUUGUUUGAUAUUUGCUCGUCCCAAAAUGGGGAACGCGUUCCGGUGCAUGUCGCGCAAGGAGCACCGCGGCGGCGGCGGCGCGGCGGUGUCGCGGAGCAAGCGGAUGGGGAGCGCGCGGUCGGGGCGCGGCGGUGGCGGCGGGAAGCUGACGCCCGCGGAGGAGGAGCUCCUGCACCGGCAGGCGCUGGCCAUGGCCAUCCACCAGCACCUCGACGCCGGCGGCUCCAUGUCGCGCCGCAUCGACGCCGGCGGCUCCAUGUCCCGCCGCAUCGGCCCUGGCUCCACCAGCUCACGCCGCCGCGGCGACCUCCCGGACUCCGUCACCGGUGCCAAGCCCGUCCAAAUCGUUUUAGAGAACUUAGAAACCAAGAAAAUUGUUCUUGUUCAUGGAGAAGGGUUUGGUGCUUGGUGUUGGUACAAGACCAUUUCUCUCUUGGAGGAAGCUGGUCUUGAUCCUAUUGCCUUAGAUCUCACAGGUUCUGGUAUAGACAAUGCUGACACAAACAGCAUAGCUACAUUAGCAGAUUACUCCAAGCCCUUAAUCGACUACCUCAAUAAACUUCCUGAGAAUGAGAAGGUUAUUUUGGUCGGCCAUAGUUGUGGAGGUGCAAGUGUGUCAUAUGCGUUAGAACAAUGCCCCAAAAAGAUAUCAAAGGCUAUAUUUCUUACCGCUACAAUGGUAAAAGAUGGCCAGAGGCCCUUUGACGUGUUCUCUGAGGAACUCGCAUCUGCAGAUGUUUUCUUGCAAGAAUCACAGCUUUUAAUUUACGGAAAUGGUAAGGACAAGCCUCCUACUGGGCUCAUGUUUGACAAACAGCAGAUCAAGGGGCUAUAUUUCAACACCAGUCCUUCCAAGGAUACCGUGCUGGCUGCAGUGUCCAUGAGGCCCAUCCCUCUAGCCCCAAUCAUGGAGAAGCUCUCCCUCACCCCAGAAAACUAUGGCACCGUCCCACGCUACUUCAUCCAGACGCUCGAUGAUCGAAUGCUCUCGCCUGAUGUCCAGGAGAAGCUGGUCAGGGAGAACCCGCCCGACGGGAUCUUCAAGAUAAAGGGUGGCGACCAUUGCCCCUUCUUCUCGAAGCCGCAAUCCCUCAACAAGAUCUUGCUUGAGAUCGCUCAGAUUCAAGCUCCGACGGCGCUGCUCCCAGGCAAGGCGAAGACGGAGGCGAUAGAGGCAACAGAGGCUAAGACAGAAGAAGAGAAAACUGAGAAAUUAUCAUGACUUUGUAUUGUGUAUGUACAUGUAAGGGUAGUAGCACAUAGGUUGCAAACAGGAGGAAAUACCAGGAUCAAUUGAAACCAGUCGGCUGCCAGAAUAAUAAUGUACCAGUAGGAAGACGAAAAAAUGUUGUUCUUUUUUCUUCUUUUGUGAUCAAGUAUAGAGAAUGAGCCUAUGAGAGAUCUUCAGUCAGAUAUAUGUUUAACCUUGUGAAUUACAGGUUCUUCAGUCUGAACAUUUUCAUCUUGCAGUCUCUUGUCAGGUGCAAUGUGCCAAUGCCCCA